AUGCUCGUGAGCUCCACGCAGCGAGAGUGGCGGCUGCUUGCCGCUGCCGGCUUGGUCUCCAUCUUCCUGCUAUACUAUCUCUACCUCGAUUCGGUCCCACUCCCAAGUCAAACCUCGCGCGACUACCGCGUCGAUGAAGAUGAGGUGAAGGUCGUAGGGCCUGCGAUCUUUGUCUUGGCAGUCCCAGACCAGCCGGCGACCUCCUCAGCGACGGAUGGGGCCAAGGUGGGGCGGCGCGUUUGGGACCCCGACCAGCGGGUGGCCUGGCUGGUGCCCUUCCUGUCGGCGCCGGCCAUGCCCUUCUACGCCGGCCUGUGCCUACGCACCUUCGCCGCCUCGUCGCCCUUCGUCCACGUCUUCAUCUUCUAUGAAAACGCCACCAUGAUUCUCCCCGAAGUGCAGGCGGACAACAUCCACUACGUGAGCCUCAAAGAGGGCGAGGUGGUAGAUCGAUUGAUAAAGGUCCUCCAGGAGGGCCUCGGGGAGAGCGCAGUGGACGCGGAGGGUGUGCGGCGCCAUUUACGCGCCGAGCCGCGCAAGAUUGGCGGCUACAAGCCUCUGCUCAGAGCCGCGUUUCACGACCUCAUCGAGACGUGGAACUUCUCGCACUGGGCGUGGGGCGACAUCGACGUGUUGGCCGGCGACAUCGUGGGGCUGGUGAGCGCCCGGGACCUGCGUGAGUUCGACGCCCUCUCCUUCAACACCGGCCCUCUCUAUUUGCAGGGACAGAUCACCAUCCUCGCCAAUCGGCCGGAGAUCAACAGCGCAUGGCGGCACGUGGCGUCGGCGAGAUCGCUGGCUGGGGAACACCCGCUGUUCGCGUGGGAGGAGACCCAGUUCUCCACGUGGGCGCUUUAUUCCAGCAGCCUGCGCAUCAAACUGAUGCCCCUGCAGUAUGCGGGGCAGCAAGGAAGGCAGUGGAAAGCGGGCGACGGCCACGCGUUGAUCUGGGAUAACGGUCGGCUGCUCCUGCACUCGGCUUCGAUCGAAACGAAGCCUGUGCCUUCGGGGCGGAUUGACGAGCCGCUGGUACCGCGAGGCACCUGGGACGCACCGCAGAAGCCAGGCUCGUGGGUUGUGGAAAAAUUAGGUUCGUUGGCGAAGACUGCGUGGUACGGGUCGCGCCAAGAAGCCCGCGGCUACGAUCUGCGGACACGGGAAUUCAUCAUGUUCCACUUCAACUACGAACACGAAGACAAGGUCGAGCACGCGCUGGAGAAGAAGAGCAGCGAGGAGAUGCGCGCCCUGUUGAAAGCGUCGAGGCUGGUAUGGAACUACUCUCCCUUCGACUUCAACCCUGCGCCACCAUGUGGGCAUCUCGUGCAGGGUUCAUCUAUGGAAGCUGGCUUGUGUGCGGGGGAGGUGAGUGCGGGGCUGUCCGACAGUAUCCUCCCGAGCGAAUGUUGGGUCCACAUCUUCAGCUUUCUUCGCGGUUCCGAACUCGCAAGGGUGGCGGAGGUGUGCAAGGAGUGGCACCUGCUGUCGGCGCUGCCCUCCCUGUGGCGCGACCUGUGCGUGCGCUCUCUCUAUCCAUUCCUCUCGCCCGACCCGGCCGUCUAUCGCUCCCUUCACCCACCCGGCCCGGUGUCCACCACCGCCACCACCUCAUCGAACUCCACUACCGCCACCGCCACCGCCACCACCACGUCGUCUUCAUCGUCGUCAUCGUCGUCAUCAUCGUCUUCAUCUCCACCGUCGGCGGCGGAGACGGAGCAGCGGCAUCACGUGGAGGUUUUUCAGGAGCUGCUGGGCCAGCUGUCGUUGAAGGAGAGGCGCAGUAUUCUGCCGGAGGAGGCGUGGGACUACGACGGGUCGGUCGAGUCUCUGCGGCGCCUGCUGACGUCGACGCCGCCCUUCAAUGAAUUCACGAUGGCAGCCGACCGCGCGGAGCACACACCCUGGAAGACACUCUACAUUCAGCGGACAACCGGUGCAGGCAAGCGAGCCGUCGACCAGCUGUACAGGUGGCUCUUCCACGUGCUCCACUACCACAUCGAGCUCAGAGGCCGAUCGGACGAGGAUGAGAGCGGCACUGCAGUGGCCACCGCCACCGGCGCUACUGUCGGAACCGAUCUCGGAGGCCAGGACGGCAAUAACGACGAUGACGACAACGACCAUGAUGGUGCCGCUGGCCAUGACCUGCGGCUCGGCGAUCAGGAGGAGGAACCAGAGACAACCGACGCGCCACAGCUGUCGAUGGUGGGCGAAGAGGAGCACCAGGCGGGGUCCGAGUCCUCGAACGAGACGUCGCCCGGCGGUGGUGAAGCUGUCCAGGGCGCUGAGGAAGAGGAGGGAGGAGGAGGAGAAGAGGUGCAAGAAGGGGGAGAGGAGGAUGAAGUGGACAUGCAGACUUGGCGAGCUACCGACCUUCUUGGCCACGUUCCCCCAGAAACAAGUCUGCUGGACAUGAUCACGGUGAAGCUGCCUCGCAACGACCUCACCGCGUACCCCCGGGCCCUCAUGCACUGCCGCGUGGUCAGCCUCUCGCUCUCGAUCAAUCGGCUGACUUCGUUCCCGCUGUUCGAGCUGCCCAUGACAGCCACGUCGCUCCGCAUGUGCCACAACCUGCUCACCCGAACGAGCUUUCCCGCGGUGGAGCUCGGCGUCGUCGGCCGGUUCUUGGAGCAGGUGGACCCGCUCGACGACGAGCUCCAGCGGGAGACGCACAAUGAAGCCCUGGUCCGGGCCAGGUCCCUGCCACGCAACACUUUCCCGAUCGGAGGCCAGCGGAGAGCGUAUCCGCAUCUGCUGGACUCGCUUCAUCUCAAGGACAACCAAAUCGAGGACUGCCUUCCUCCCGCGCUGCUCCUUAAUCGGCUCACCUCUUUCCCGCUGAUCUCGGAUGACGAUGCCGCCGGCGCUGCGCCGCCAUCAGAUGGCGAGGAACAGUCCAACGAGCCCACAUCGGGGGAGGAGGAGGUGCCGGACCACGUGAAGGGGCUCACCACGACUGUCGACCCCGAGGACAACGAGCUUGCUGCUCUGGGCCUGAACAGGCCCACUCGAAGGCUCUACCGCCAUUGGACACGCACAAUGACGUACUUGUGGAUGAACGAGAAUUCGCUAACAGCCCUCCCUCCGCCCGUGCUGCUCUUCACCAACCUGAUCGAGUUGGACCUGAAGCACAAUCGGCUCACCUCGCUCCCUCCCGCCAUCUCUCGGCUCCAGAACCUGGUGUGGCUGAAUCUCGACGAGAACAAGCUGGAGAGCCUGCCCGAUGAACUGGGCCAGCUGACCAACCUCACCAGCCUGUUCCUGUCCUACAACCGGCUCACCUCGCUGCCGGACACCAUGUCCCGCCUCACCGCGCUGACUGGAGUUGGGUUGAACGCCAACCAACUCCGAAGCCUUCCCGACACUUGGUUCGCCAACGCGCGCAACCUGCGCGAGCUCUACUUCUGGCGCAACCCGAUGCUCGGCAGCCUGGCGCCAAACGUGGACGCGGGCAUGGCGGGGCUGACCGCGUUGUCGAAGCUCAACGUCCACUCGUGCGGCCUGGGCACGCUGCCGCACAGCCUGACCCUGCUGACGGACCUCACCUACCUCGAGCUGGGCGGCAACAAACUGGCGGAGGUCGAUCCCAACCUGUUCGUGCAGCUCACCAACCUCAACUCGCUUUGGCUCUACACCAAUUCGCUCAAGGUGUUGCCACCGGAAAUCGAGCACCUGCAGAGUCUGACGGAGCUGCACAUGUCCGUCAACCAACUUCGGGAGUUGCCCAAAGAGCUCGGAAAGUUGACCAAUCUCACCCACCUCGACUUGAGCCGCAACUCCCUGCAGUCCCUGCCCGAGGAGUUGGGCGAGUUGACGAACCUGCGCCAGAUCCUCCUCCACCGCAACCGGCUCAAGCAGUUCCCGCUCUUCGUGACCAAGUUGGUCUCGCUGGAGCGGCUCGAUCUGGACACGAACGCGAUCACGCACCUGCCCGAGAGCCUGUCGCAGCUGACCAACCUGGUGCUGCUCGAUCUGAACCGCAACCGCAUCACCGAGGCCGCGGCCCUGCGCCCAGCCUGCGCGCUCACCAGUCUCCAGGCCCUCUUCGUCGGCAUGAACGGGCUCACGGCCCUGCCCGACGAGAUCGGCCGCCUCACGCAGCUCGAGAGCCUCAACCUCAUCGAGAACCGACUCACCGCCCUCCCGCCCGCGCUCGGCCAGCUCACCGCGCUCAAGUACGUCUACGCCUGCUACAACCGGCUGACGUCGGUGCCCGACGAGCUGGGCGGCCUCACGAACCUGCAGAGCCUCGACCUCUCGCACAACGAGCUGCGCGCGGUGUUCGACGUGCGCCGCCUGGCGCGGCUCGAGGUGUUCUCGGUCUACAAGAACUGCCUGUCGCGCGUGCCGCCCGGCCUGGGCCAGCUGACCAGCCUCAAGCGCCUGUGGCUCGGCAUCAACGCCUUCCACACCGAGCCGCCACCGCCCAUGUCGGAACUGAGCACCGUGGCGGCGGCGACGACGACGGAGAGCAUCGACGAGGUGGCGGAGCUGCGGUCGCUGCGGGUGCUCAACAUGCGUGGCAACGACAUUCACUCGGUGCCGGAGGCGCUGAGCCGGCUGACCAACCUCGAUGUGCUGUCGCUGUGGCGCAACAAGCUGACCGGACCCAGGGCGAUCCCGUCCAGUGUUUGGCAGUCGCUCACGGGCUUGAGGCACCUCCACCUGGGCGAGAAUAACCUGCAAGAGGAGCUGCCGGAGGAGAUUGGGGCGCUCACCAACCUGCGCGCGCUCCACCUGGAGAAGAACGGCAUCUCGUCGCUGCCGGCGUCGCUGUCUCGGCUGACCAGGCUCGGCCAUCUCAACAUCUCGGCCAACCGCUUCGAGGGUGCGCUGCCGCCCAUCGUCCUGGCCAUCACCAGCCUCACCACCCUCGACAUCGCCUGCAACCGCUUCACCCGCCUCUGCGACGAUGACCAGGCCUUCGGGCGGCUGACGAAGCUGCGGGUGCUCAACGCCGGCAACAACCGACUCGAGGCCCUGCCCGACGAGCUGUGGCGGCUGCCCCGCGUGCGCUGCGUGCAGAUCAAGGGCAACGCGCCGCUCCUGGCCUGGAUCCAGGCCCGCGAACAACAUCAGACGAUCGACCGCACCGACGGCCAGACGCCUGCGACGGCCGACGAGCAGAGCAAGGGCCAGGCCGAUGAGAACGCCGCGGUGGCCGACGAAGACAACGAGCUGCGGGCUGUCACCGACACGGCUCGCGUGGAAGAGGCGUCGCUCACGACUGAAGAAGAGGAGAGCGCGGAGGUGGAGGUGAUGCAGGGCUGGAUGCGAAAGAAGAAGAUGUGGAAGAAGGACUGGUGGGCCAUCGCCAAGAAGAACCUCUGCAAGUCGGUCCAGCUUCCGCAAGCUUGA
This is a messenger RNA of Acanthamoeba castellanii str. Neff, 5352 nucleotides long. RefSeq names its product Fbox domain containing protein. Bases 1 to 5352 code for a protein of 1783 amino acids. NCBI's taxonomy places the organism in Eukaryota, Discosea, Longamoebia, Acanthamoebidae. Gene Ontology annotation, molecular function: protein binding. The transcript is spliced from 25 exons. The record is from RefSeq and is a predicted model, not a curated record.